Molecule: messenger RNA, 395 nt
Organism: Diversispora eburnea
Lineage: Eukaryota; Fungi; Glomeromycota; Glomeromycetes; Diversisporales; Diversisporaceae
Source: the annotation of a GenBank genome assembly
CCGGAACAACAACAUUUGGAUAUGAAAAAGUUGUAUAUUGGCGUGAUACCUCUUCAGGAAUGAAAACUAUACCUUAUUUCUUAGCAAAAAGUAUUGCAGACAUUCCACGGAUCUUAUUAGCUGCGCUGAUGUUUUCAUUAUCGUUUAUAUUAUUUUAUUCAUAUCUGUCAAGUUUCCGGGACAUUUAUGUGAUUGUUUUACUUACUUAUAUUGCGGCAUGGCAAAUAGAAAAAUUAGGAUUAGUUGGUACGGGAGUUGCUCUUGCUUUUGGUAUGGUUUUAAGUGGAUCAACUCCUAGAUUGGAUGACAUUAAAGAAAAUGAUAGCCUGAAAUGGAUUUAUUGGCUAUGGUCUGUUGAAGCAUUAUAUCUUAAAGAAUUAGAUCCAAGAAAGUAU